Molecule: messenger RNA, 4869 nt
Organism: Effrenium voratum
Lineage: Eukaryota; Dinophyceae; Suessiales; Symbiodiniaceae
Source: the annotation of a GenBank genome assembly
GUGCCUUGCCCACCUCCAAGCCCAACCUCCCCAAAGCUUCACAAGCUUCCGAUGGGCUCUGCCGCCUCUGCGUCGCCGGCGCCCAGUGCCCGGGUGGUGUUGCAGUCGAUGCAGGCUCGCGUCAGCCAGUUGGAGGCCGAGAAGGUCGUCAGCGAAGGCAGCUUGGGACGCUUGAAGGAGUGCCUUGAGGAGGCCCUCAAGGUCUGUCCCCGCGGAGAUACUGGGUCCCGAGCAAGCGCUGCCAUCCAGGAGCUCUCGAGGCAAUGCGUUGCCAUUGCCGAGGAGGCGGGGCUCUUUUCUGUGGCUGUGGCCGAGCUGCUCUGCGAGGGCCUUGCUGCCGCAGCGGUGGCCGAUGUGCUGGAGCCACUGGGGCCGGUGCUGGAUAGCUUCGCGGUGCAGAUCAUGGCCAGCCUGUGGCGCCUCGAUGAAAAUGUCCAGCCAGAGUGGAGCCUCGAACGCUUCGGGCGCCCGGGGAAGCUGUGCUUCGCGGACAGCACCCAGCCCUUCCAGAGGCACGCCUUGGAUCUGCGGCUCCACCAGGGGCUCCAGGGCGUAUGCGCCUGGGUGCUUGCGCUGCUGGUGCGGGCCAUGGAGAGUGGCGCCGUGGCUGGAACGGGGUCUGCUGCGCACCUCUGGGACUUCGUGAACUGCGACGCCCUCUGCGCUGUGAUCUUCGGCAAGAGUGCCCUGUGCUUCCAGCAGGGGUGCCGGGAGACGGCCUGCGUGCGGAUCCCCCACGACCUGCCGAAGCUGCGCCGGGCAGUGCUGGUGGCGCUGCUGGGCCUCCACAGUCCCACCAUCGCCUUCCAUGCGGACGCAGACGCGGAGGACGUGAGCAUGGCGCGGCGCAACGAGGAGCUUCUGGCGCACUGCGCGCUGCUUGCGGCCGUGGCGCAGGAGAAUGGUCUCCUGGACACGAUCCUCGCUUUUGACUGGGCCGAGAGCCGUGACCUGGUCCCGCUGCUGGGUUCCCAGCUUGCGGCCAUGGCAGCUGCCUCCUCGGCCUGCGUGCCGGAUCUGCAGGAGGCGGUCGUGGAGUUCCUGGGGCGGCUGAGGCUCAGGUCCGGAAUCAUUUGGGACAUCCUGAGCUUGCAGCCCUGCCCUACCCGGAGCUUCCUGCGGGACUGUGCGCGCCUCGCCUACUAUGUGCCGCCUUCGCAGGAGCUGGCGCUGCACCUUGCGGCCGACGCCAUGUCUGGGCCGCUGGACGCCACCAUGAUGGGGGCCUCCUGUGUGCUGCUGGCCAACGCAGGGGUUAGUCCAGCGGCUGCCGGACUCUUCGUGCAGCACCUAUCGGAGCUACCGGAAGACCUCCGGGAGCAGGUGAGGGGCUUCAUCUGCCCGGCCAGCUGUGCCGUGGGCCAGGCCAGAACGGAGUGGCUGGGCUUCUUUGGGAAGGCAGAGGACAAGAGGACGGCGCCGCCGGAGAGGGCGGCCGGUCCCACGGGGCUCCGAGAGCUGCUGACGGAGGUGCCGCCGGAGUUCCGAUGCGCGCUGGACGGCAGGCUCUUGGUGGACCCAGUGAGGGCCCCUAGCGGACGAGUUUACGAGCGCUCCGUCUUAGCUGCUGCACUCGAGAGAGGAGACCCGCGGCUUCACUCGGGCACGCCCUUCGCCUUGCAGGACUGCAAACGAGAUGCAGGUCUUCGGGCAAGCAUCGUCGAGUGGGUGCGGAAGAGUCACGCGGCGUCCCUGACCCCUGCGCUCCGCGGCCUGAACCGGCGCCUCGUCCCGGCCGCAGCCGUGCAGCGGAGAUUCUUGAACCUCCACGAGUAUCAGGCCCAGGAGAUUUUCCAGAAGUUUGGGGUGGGGGUGCCGAAGAACCUCCCGGCCUUCUCCGUGAGCGAGGCAGUGGAGAAGGCCAACGAAAUGCCCGGGGACGAGGUCGUGGUCAAGGCGCAGGUCCUGGCUGGCGGCCGCGGCUUGGGGUACUUCAAGGAGAACAACUUCCAGGGCGGCGUUCACAUUGUUCCCAAGGCCAAGGUGGCUGAGAUCGCCGAGAAGAUGCUGAACAAGACGCUCAUCACCAAGCAGACCGGGGAGGAGGGCAAGCCCAACAACACGCUGCUGCUGGCCGAGAAGGUGUCCAUCAAAGACGAGAAGUACUUCGCCAUCCUCAUGGACCGCGCGAGCGGAGGUCCCCUGAUGAUCGGCAGCAAGACGGGCGGCACCUCCAUCGAGGACAUCGCGGCGGCGGACCCCACCGCCAUCAUCAGGACACCUGUGGACAUCAUCUCAGGCAUCAACAUGGCCGACGCCGAGAAGAUGGCGACGGAGAUGGGCUUCUCGGGCGCGCAGGCCAAGGAGGCGGCAACACUGAUGGCCAACCUCUACAAGGUCUUCAUGGAGUGCGACUGCACCAUGUUGGAGAUCAACCCAUUGGCUUCUUUGUCCGAUGGCCGUGUGCUGGUCUGCGACUCUAAGGUGAACUUUGAUGACAACGCGGCCUACCGUCAGAAGGACAUCCACGCCAAGCGGGACACCAGCCAGGAGAACCCCAUCGAGGUUGAGGCCAAGAAGUACGACCUCAACUACAUCAAGCUGGAUGGCAACGUGGCUUGCAUGGUCAACGGCGCCGGCCUGGCCAUGUCCACCAUGGACCUGCUGAGCAUCCUGGGCGGCAGCCCCGCGAACUUCCUGGACGUUGGUGGCGCCUCCACCGUGGAGACCAUGACCAUGGCCUUCAAGAUCAUCAUGGGUGAUCCCAAUGUGAAGUCCAUCUUCGUGAACAUCUUCGGCGGCAUCGCCCGCUGCGACCACAUCGCCGAGGCGGUGGUUGCGGGAGUGAAGGCCAUUGGCGGCAACGACGCCAUCAAGCCUCUGGUGAUUCGCCUGGAAGGCACCAACGUGGAGGCCGGCAUGGAGAUCAUCAAGAACAGCGGGGUCGACGCCUUCCUGACCAACGACUUCACCACGGGCGCCAAGAAAGCCGUGGAGCUGGCGAGUGCUUCCGGGUUUGCCACCCGAGCAGCGAAGGUGGCCCGGCACAAGCGGCAGAAGUUGCAGUAUCGGUUUGCGAAGGUCCGGGAGUACCAGCGGAAGGAGGCCCCGGGCGACUUCCCCGUCCAGCUGCGGCCUCACAAGCUGCCGGAGGUUCGGGACCUCCAUGACCAACAGCUGGAUAUGGAGGCUGUCGAGACCGAGAAGGAGCCCAAGUUGGGAAAGGCGGCGCCAGCGACGCCGCCGCGGAUGGUGGGCACCGAAGACGACACGGUCAAGGCCAGCGCCUUGCGCCAAAAGAGGGCCAUGCCAAACGUGAAGGUUCCACGCUUCAACCCAGAACGGGACCUGGGCGAGGAGGCCGGCGCCGAUCUGCGGGCCUCCAAAGCGCGAGCUCUGGCACGGCUGAAGCAGAAAGAGUUCAAGUUUGUUCCGAAUCCCUACAGCGAGCGACCAGGGCCGCUUGGAACCGAUCCAGAGGCCGAAGCCAGCUACUAUGCGCGGUACUUCGACGGGCGCCCGCCGCACUACGACCGGAAGCCGCUGCUGCCCACUGCGGAUGGGGCACCAGAGGACUUUGUGGACGCGCGGCGCCCACUGAGAAGGCGGCAGCGCAUCUCGCCGAAGCACUUCUGGAUCCAACCCGACUACAUCACGCCGGACCCCCCUUCAGUCGCCUUCAUGACCACGCACGAGCUGAAGUUUGCCAUGAUGAACGAGGCCCACGUGGUGCGCAAGUGGCGCAGCGGACAGCCGAAGGACCAGACGCCGGGCCUUCCUGGCCGUGCUCCUGGCCUGCCGGCCGGGGCAGCGGAGCUGUGGCUGGCCUUCGGGUACCGCGCGGCGGAGCUGAGCUGCGGGCGCUCUGUUCGCCCGCUGCCCGGGGAGCCGUUGCCAGGAUCCGAGGGCAAGGUGCCGCGGAUCCGAUGCAGCCUCCACAGCACGCUGCGCUUUCUCCAGGCAAUGGCUUCAGUGCAAGCAGGGCCUCACAGUGCCUUGCUGCACCUCACCAACAGAGUGCUGGAGAACCUCAAGGAGCUGAAGCCGCAUCAAGGCUUUUACAUCCUGCAAGCCAUGAGCCGGCUUCGCCUGAAGCACCCCAAGGCAGGGCGGGUGCUCCAGAAUCUGAGCCUCGCUUGGCGUGUGCUGCCCGAGAAGAACUUUGUGCGGAGCUGCAACGCCGUGGCCAAACUGGGCCUCGCUCAGGAGCUCUGGGCGAAGCCUCUGAAGCUGACGCUGCGCAGCUGGCUGCCGCGCCUGGCGCCGAAGCACCUGGGAAACCUCAAGGCGAUUUCUGUCAUGGAGCUCUGCGAGGACGAGGCGAUGCUCAGCUACCUGGAGUGCUGCGAGAACGCGAGGAAUCACUUCGUGUACUCCCGGCAUUUGCAAAUGGUGGAGCUGCACGUGCACCUGCUGUAUCCCAAGCUCUGGCGGACCUUAGGUGACAACCUCCUGCUAUUCCUGCAGGAGGUUCGAGAGGCUGCACAAGACAGCCGCGACCGGGUGGAGGACUCGGACUCGGACGACGAGCCGAGCUUGGUGACGGGCUUCAACCCAAGGCGUUUCAACUCGGAGUUGCACGAAGACAUCAGUCGGACCUUGGUGGCCCUAGGCGUGCAGCACAGCAACCGCCUGCGCGCGGGACCAAUGGUGCUGGACGCCCACUUGGGGCAGAUGCACGUGCUCGAGGCAGCGCCCAGGUGGCAAUUCUACCUGCGGUCUGUGGAGCCCACUGCGCUGGCACGGCGGCGCCAGGAGAUGCUGAGAGCCAUGGGCUUCCAGGUGACGCUGAUCCCGUACCACCGCUGGGAGACCUUGGAGGGCUUGGAUGCUAAGAAGAGCUUCCUGCAGGAGAUGCUGCCCAAGGAGGCGCGCGAAAGUGAUGCUCACCCUUUCGAAGCCUAUCCCAACAAAGGGCCCUUCAUGUGA